Molecule: messenger RNA, 960 nt
Organism: Aspergillus heteromorphus CBS 117.55
Lineage: Eukaryota; Fungi; Ascomycota; Eurotiomycetes; Eurotiales; Aspergillaceae
Gene: stm1
Product: putative telomere and ribosome associated protein Stm1
Exons: 5
Coding region: 1-960 (319 amino acids)
Source: RefSeq, a predicted model, not a curated record
AUGGCGGAGAUCCGGUCCAAGAACCUCUACGAGCUUCUUGGCAAUGACCCUGAAUUGGACCCCAACAGAGCCCCUGAGCCUCCCACGAGGGCUGUAGACAGGCCCGCUGCCCGUGUUGGCAAGCGCGACGCCCCCAAGGAAGUCGUCAGCCAGCCCCCCCGUGAGAACAACAACGCCCGCCGCGGUGGCCGUGCUACUGGCAACGAGGCCGCUUUCCGUGACCGCAACGCCGGCCGCUCCAACAACCGUGAGAAGCCCGUUGAGGACGCCAAGGAUGGCCAACGGCGUGGACCCCGCCGUGAGGGUGGUCGCCACGACCGCCAGUCUCGCACCGGCCAGACCGACACCCGCAAGCAGGUGAACCAGGGCUGGGGUAACCAGAGCGGCGAGAAGACCUUGGACGAUGAGAAGGCCGGCGAGAAGAUUGCCCACACCGACGAGGCUGAGCCCCAGACCCCCGCUGAGGAGAAGCCCGAGGAGCCCAAGGGCAAGUCCUACGACGACUACCUUGCCGAGAAGGCCGCCGCUGGUGACCUCAGCGCCAAGCCCAUCCGUUCCGCCAACGAGGGCAGCAAGCUCGACAAGAAGUGGGCUGCCGCCACCGAGCUCAAGCCCCGUGACGAGGGUGCCUACUUCAAGGGCAAGGACGAGAAGUCCAAGCGCGAGAAGCAGCGCAAGGAGAAGAACUUCGUCGAUGUCGACAUGCGCUUCGUCGAGGCUCCCCGCACCGGUGGUGCCCCGGCCCCCGUGGUGGCCGUGGUGGCGCCCGUGGCGGUCCCCGCGGUGGUCGUGGUGGUCCCCGCGGCGGCCGCGGCGACGGUCCCGCUCCCCGUGCCGAGCGCAGCGGCCCCGCCUCUGCCUCCGUCACCGUCGACGAGAAGAACUUCCCCUCCCUCGGUGGUAAAUAAAUGCAUGCAUGCGCCCCGCAUGGCACCAUCCAUCCCUUCCGUUCACGCCUAG